Molecule: messenger RNA, 4722 nt
Organism: Sinocyclocheilus grahami
Lineage: Eukaryota; Metazoa; Chordata; Actinopteri; Cypriniformes; Cyprinidae
Product: vacuolar protein sorting-associated protein 13B-like
Molecular function (GO): DNA binding
Source: RefSeq, a predicted model, not a curated record
AUGGAGGAUGAUAAUGAAAACUGUACGUCUAGUUCGACCAAUCGCAGCGCCUCUGAGAGCUCUAAGGCCGUGUCCAAACCUCGACGGGUGCAGCAGGCCCCCAGCGACCCUGACCUGCCCCCAGGGUACGUGCAGAGCCUGAUUCGGCGAGUGGUGAACGUGGUCAAUAAUCUGAUUCUGAAGUAUGUGGAAGAUGACAUCUUGUUGUCGGUCAACAUCACGUCUGCGGAGUGCUACACGGUGGACGAUCUGUGGGACCGAGCCUUCAGAAUACAAACACAGGAAGUUGUGCUGUGUUGCCACAAGCAACCACUAUUUAGAGCAGUGAAGAAGAAAUACAAACGUGCUAGCAUUAUGUCCGCGGUUUGGCAGUAUUUCAGACUGGACCAACCAGCCAGUAAAGCGGCGACAUGUCUCAUAUGCCAUACUGCAAUUUCUAGGGGUGGCACAAGUAUUAGCAACUUUAACACGAGUAACUUAAUAAAGCAUUUGAAGACAUGUCACCCCGUAGAACACAAUGGUUACACAAAAGCUAGGGCAGAGAAGGAUGAGCCAUGCCAGACUCAACAAACUUUGGAAGCUUCAUUCAAACGAAGAGAAAAGUUUUCACAAGACAGCCAACUAGCGACAAAGAUAACCGACAAAAUUAUCGAGUUUAUUGUUCUGGAUGACCAGCCACUGUCAGUGGAGCAGUUGGAGCCCCGGUACAGUUUGCCUGGUCGCAAAUACAUCUCUGAAACAGUGCUUCCUAAGCUAUAUGAGACAGUGCGUGAACACAUUUCAUGUAAACUAAAAGAUGUGCAAUCAAUCAGCUUUACUACCGUCAUCUGGAGCUGCGACGCGACCCCACUGUCUUUACUAAGUUUGACAGUACACUGGGUGGACACGGUGACGCCGUCAUCUUUUACUAUUCAAAGUGCAGUGCUGCAAGCUAACGAGCUUCGUGGGUCACACACCGGCAAGUCCAUAGCUGAAGCAAUUGAGGGGAUGCUUGUGAGAUGGUAUCGGGAAGGGAAAAAGGGUAUCGGAACAUCUCUAGUGGAGAGUCUGAAGCUCUCUCUGAUGGACCAGCAGCUGCCCAUGUUCAUCCGGCUGAUGGAGCUGGGUGUCGCGCUGUAUUACGGAGAGAUGGGCGUCCAUCGAGACGCAGAGAAGGAGGAGAGCGGCUCGCUUCGAGAGAGCGUCUCUGGUCUGAUGGACGCGUCCGAUCCGGCUCUGACGGGUCAGUACUUCCAGGGCGAGGAUGAAGAUGAAGGCUUAAUGUCGUGGGCCUGGUCCUUCGUCCCGGCCAUCGUGAGCACCGGAGAGGAGGAGGGCGAGGUUUGCGUGGGGCUGCAGGAUUUUCCUGCGCUGCGUAAAGACGAGCCGCCGCUAGUGCAGGUGAUGUCGGUGAAGAGGAUCGCGGUCGGUCCGUUAGACCUGCAGCUCCACAGCAGUGCCGUCCACCGGAUCCUGAAGAUGGCCGCUUGCACGCUGGACCACGAGUACCAGCCCUACUGCAGACCGCAGCCGGGUGCGGUGCUGUUGGUGAGCGUUCAGGGCAUCGCUGUCAAUGUGGAUCCGGUUCUGACCUCAUGGCUGCUGUUCCACCCUCAGAGAACCAGCGGCAGCAGACAGACGCAACAGGUUUCCAUGGUGAUAAAGAAGAGGAGGGAGGAUGAAGCAUCUGUUGGCAGCACACCACUAACCAAACAACCCAGUAAUCAGGCGUCAGACUACACCAGCAGUCCUGUGAAGACCAAGACUUAUGACAGUGUGUUGAGCGCCGGACACCGGCGCAUGGAGCCGCUGCAGGACGUCCCGUUCACUGUUCCCAGACCCUGUGUGUGUGUGUGUGUGUGUGCAGGCGAUGCGUUCCCGUGGACAGUGUGUGUGAGUCAGCUGAGCGUCUACUCUCUCCUGGGACAGCAGCGGUCUCUCAGCGUGCUCGAGCCGGUGGGAUGCACCUCCACACUGGCGCUCACUGCUCCCAAACCGCAGCCUGACAGCAGAGACGCCUUCAUCAUGUGUCUGCAUGUGGACCUGCAGCCGGUGCACCUCAAAUGCUCCAACCCUCAGGUCCAGCUGGUGUUUGGUUUGUGGUGUCGAUGGAGUCAGAUCUUCAGUGUGUUUGACCGGAUGCAGAGCAGAGGAGCUCAGAGAGCGUCAGCCGGAUUCCCAGACUCCUCGGCGCCCCCCGCUGGACCCUUGUCACCCGUCCACAGCAGUGUGGGCACCAUUCCUCUGGACACCAGCAACUACAGCCCGUCAGCUAACCUGGGCUCUCCUACAGAGGGGGAUUCGGCGUACACCGAGGACCCUGCGGCCGGUGAGACCAUGACUCUGGAGCAGAAGACCUGCAGCAUCAGCAGCGCCAGUGGAAAACUCAGCAUCUGGAUGCAGAAACAGGAAGUAGCUCAGGGCUCUCGGGCCGCAGGGAUCACAGCUGCCCUGAGAGCAGAACAAGCAGAGAUUGACAGAGAACUGACACGAUCCUCCGGUCGCCUCAAGUACAGGAAGAAAGACACGGUUGUGCUGAAGAUUGUCGCUCCUCAGGCCGACAAUCCACUGCCGCGCUCCGUCCUGCGCAAAGACAUCUACCAAUGGGUGCUGAAUCUGGGCGUUCUGCGUGACCCGGGGUCAGAGGUCGAGGACCAUCAGUAUCAGACUGACCUGCAGUGCAUCAACAUGGGCACGGCUCACUGGGACGAGCUGCGGCCGGAGCGCGAGGGGUCAGCGGGCGGCUCUCCUGCAGACGGGGAAAGGAGUUCCCAGAAUCCCAUGCUGGAGUGGAACAUGACUAGCAGAUGGGUGCUGAAUCUGGGCGUUCUGCGUGACCCGGGGUCAGAGGUCGAGGACCAUCAGUAUCAGACUGACCUGCAGUGCAUCAACAUGGGCACGGCUCACUGGGACGAGCUGCGGCCGGAGCGCGAGGGGUCAGCGGGCGGCUCUCCUGCAGACGGGGAAAGGAGUUCCCAGAAUCCCAUGCUGGAGUGGAACAUGACUAGCAGAUGGGUGCUGAAUCUGGGCGUUCUGCGUGACCCGGGGUCAGAGGUCGAGGACCAUCAGUAUCAGACUGACCUGCAGUGCAUCAACAUGGGCACGGCUCACUGGGACGAGCUGCGGCCGGAGCGCGAGGGGUCAGCGGGCGGCUCUCCUGCAGACGGGGAAAGGAGUUCCCAGAAUCCCAUGCUGGAGUGGAACAUGACUAAUGAAAGCAUGUGUGUUCAGGAUGGGACGCUGGAGUGUUUUGGGAAGUUGCAGCUGCUGGAGAAGCUGAAGCCGCUGCUGAAGCGAGACGAACAGUUUCUCGGUUUUUGCACAGAAGUGGUGGUGUGCGGCCACAGUCUGGAGAUUAACGUGACGUCCAGCCUGGAGCUGUUUCUGAGCACAGACCAGGUGCAGUUACUGCAGCAGCUCCUGCAGGCCAACGUGAUGCUAACGAGCGCAGACGACACCGCAGCGGACGUGUGCGGUCAUCAGCCGCAGUCCGCGGUCUCUGGUUCGAUGGAGAGUUUGUGUGGCAGCAGCGCCCCCUGCGGGCAGGACAGUGGGUUCGGCAGCGACAGCGCUCGUCUGCGGAUCGUUCAGAUCGAGCGGCAGAGCGGCACGGGUCAGCACCGCCUCGCCCGGCCGUCACAGCAGCCCACCAUCACCAAGAACCUCAGCUUCAUCCCGUUCGAUGUGUUCCUCACCGCCGGCCGCAUCUCUCUAAUGACGUACGCGACCGCGCCUGCGUCUAAACCCCCCGCUGAUGCCCCGGGAAAGAGCACGCUCGACGUGCCGGAGGACGAGACGGUUCGGGCCGGGGCUCUGUCCUCACUGACGGCCGAGGAUCUGCUCAACGCAAACACUGCUGUCGGGUCGACAGGGGUCCUGGGGGGCCGCUCGUCUGCGCGACAGGCUCUGGGCGUGACAGUGGUGAGACAGCCGGGCCGCAGAGGAGACAAAGACUGCAGCCUGCAGCCGAUGCUGUUCCUGCAGAGUUUGAACCCUCCCAGCAAUGGUUUUAAGGAGGUCUGUUUGUCGGUUCAGUGUGAGGACGUGUUGGUGCGGACGGGUCUGAAGGACAGAAGUGCAGUGUUUGUGGGUCCGUUCUCCUGCAGUGCAGAUCUGGAGGCUCAUUGGUGCAGACACCGCGGAAGCUCCGCCCCCGACUCACCUGGACCCCCGAGAGUGUUGAUUGACAUGAAGGCAUCUUCCAGUACAUACAGGACUCAGAAGCUGCCGUCGCCUCAUGAGGUGGUGUUUUGGAGGGAGACGGACGAGUCUCCAGGUGUGAUGCUGUGGCGGUAUCCUCAACCGCGUGUGAUCACGUUCCUCAGGAUCACACCUGUUCCCUUCAACACCACUGACAUCAGUACAGCCGACCUUGGGGACGCGCUGCAAGUGCCCUGCAGUCUGGAGUUCUGGGAUGAGCUGCAGUGGGCAUUUGUGCCGUAUAGAGAGUUCAGCCUAUCAGAGAGCAGUGUGUGUGAGCUGACCCUGCCCACUCUGACCCCCGACACACGCCAGACUGACCUGGUGACCUCUGACCUCUGGAGAGUGGUGCUCAACAGCACCAGUGACGGUGGAGACGAGAGUUCGGACAGUGAAUCAGGUGCCCUGUGAGCAGCUGGUGUGUCCCACCGCUCUGGCCGCGUGUGGACUCGUGUUUUGCGCCGUGGUUCGUGCCUUCAGUGGGCGUCUCCAUACAACUGGUGUACCUGGAGCUGCGCUUCUGUCACAACCUGCAUCAACUGG